This is a messenger RNA of Vombatus ursinus (common wombat), 1467 nucleotides long. RefSeq names its product arf-GAP with GTPase, ANK repeat and PH domain-containing protein 1. The record is from RefSeq and is a predicted model, not a curated record. Bases 24 to 1172 code for a protein of 382 amino acids. Gene Ontology annotation, cellular component: nucleus. The transcript has 11 exons. NCBI's taxonomy places the organism in Eukaryota, Metazoa, Chordata, Mammalia, Diprotodontia, Vombatidae. Gene Ontology annotation, molecular function: GTPase activity; GTP binding.
GUGGGGCCCGGCGCUUUGGCACCAUGAACUACCAGCAGCAGCUGGCCAACUCGGCUGCCAUCCGGGCCGAGAUCCAGCGCUUCGAGUCCGUGCACCCCAACAUCUACUCCAUCUAUGAGCUGCUGGAGCGCGUGGAGGAGCCCGUGCUGCAGAGCCAGAUCCGGGAGCAUGUCAUCGCCAUCGAGGAUGCCUUCGUGAAUAGCCAAGAAUGGACAUUAAGUCGAUCUGUGCCAGAGCUGAAAGUGGGAAUCGUGGGUAAUUUGGCCAGUGGCAAGUCUGCACUGGUCCACCGGUAUCUGACUGGCACAUACGUUCAGGAGGAAUCACCUGAAGCCCCAGGAGUCAGGAGUCCAGUAGAAAAGGCUUCAAAAGGUGGGAGAUUCAAGAAGGAAAUAGUUGUGGAUGGGCAAAGCUACCUGCUGCUGAUUCGAGAUGAAGGGGGUCCUCCGGAGGCACAGUUUGCCAUGUGGGUGGAUGCUGUUAUAUUUGUCUUCAGCUUGGAGGAUGAGAUCAGCUUCCAGACAGUUUACCAUUACUACAGUCGAAUGGCCAACUAUCGGAACACGAGUGAGAUCCCCAUGGUACUAGUGGGAACCCAGGACGCGAUAAGUUCCAACAACCCACGUGUGAUUGAUGAUGCUCGAGCGCGGAAACUGUCAAAUGACCUGAAGAGAUGCACGUACUACGAGACAUGCGCGACCUACGGCCUGAACGUGGAACGCGUGUUCCAAGAUGUUGCUCAGAAGAUUGUCGCCACCAGGAAGAAGCAGCAGCUUUCCAUAGGGCCCUGCAAGUCGCUACCCAACUCCCCCAGCCACUCCUCGGUGUGCCCCGCCCAGGCCUCUGCUGUGCACAUCAGCCAGACGAGUAAUGGAGGAGGGAGCUUGAGUGACUACUCGUCCUCCGUCCCGUCCACUCCAAGCACCAGCCAGAAAGAGCUCCGAAUCGAUGUCCCUCCUACUGCCAACACUCCGACUCCCGUCCGCAAGCAGUCCAAGCGGCGAUCCAACCUAUUCACAUCUCGUAAAGGGAGCGACCCAGACAAAGAGAAAAAAAGCCUGGAAAGUCGAGCGGACAGCAUUGGAAGUGGCCGUGCAAUUCCAAUUAAGCAGAUCUGGAGAGGCAGCUGGGGUAUCGUAGCCAGCCAGCCAGCCCUGGGGCAGGAAGAGUGAAGUUCAGGACUCAGUGCUGACUUUCUAGCUGCGGGGUCCGGGUCAAGUCACCCACACCUCUCCCUGCCCGAGGCAACUCUCCCAAGAAGUGAAGUUCACUGUGUCUGAGAUCCAGACCUGGAAGGGAUUUUGAGUGACUAGCCCAAGGUCACGCAGGUAGUAAACCAUCAGAGACGGGAUUUCAGCCGAGGGGCUGUCCCCCAAACUGGCGCCCUUUCCACUUGACCACACUGUUCUUCGACAGCAUCAGCUGCUGGCUGGCAAAGUUUCCAGGCUGAUGGUUCCGUUUAAGAAU